This is a messenger RNA of Cajanus cajan (pigeon pea), 2313 nucleotides long. RefSeq names its product cysteine-rich receptor-like protein kinase 10. The record is from RefSeq and is a predicted model, not a curated record. Gene Ontology annotation, biological process: protein phosphorylation. NCBI's taxonomy places the organism in Eukaryota, Viridiplantae, Streptophyta, Magnoliopsida, Fabales, Fabaceae. Gene Ontology annotation, cellular component: plasma membrane. Gene Ontology annotation, molecular function: protein serine/threonine kinase activity; ATP binding.
CUCUCCAUCAUCCGUAUUUCUAAUUUUAGACAGCAGGCAAUAGAGUUGAAUAUCCUAUUGCAGAGAGAGGAUGGGUGCAGUAACAGUUCGGCCCAUGCUUGUUUUGUUUCUAUCUUGUCUAUAUCUAAGAUUCAUAUCUGAAGCUAGUGCUCAGCCAGACGUAAGCGUGUUCUGUGAUUACAACCAAGUGGGGAACUACACAUCAAAUAGCACCUAUGGAAACAACCUCAACACCCUUCUCACCACUCUUUCUUCCAACAAGGAAAUUGACUACGGUUUCUACAACAUGUCAUAUGGGCAAGAGCCAAACAGAGUGAACGCCAUUGGGAUGUGCAGGGGAGAUGUUGAGCCAGAGCAGUGCCGCAGUUGCCUCAACGACUCCAGAGGGAAUCUCACACGGCAAUGUCCAAAUCAGAAAGAGGCAAUUUUGUUCUAUGACAACUGCAUGUUGCGCUACUCCAACCGCACAAUAUUCGGCGUCAUGGAAACUGGUCCUGCUCUCUUCCUCUGGAAUGUGGAAAAUGCAACCAACAUAGAGCAGUUCAAUCAAGUGCUGGGUAACUUGCUAAAGAAUCUAACAGCAAGAGCUGCAUCAGGCGACUCUCGUCAUAAGUAUGCAACCCAGGAUACAACUGCCGCAAAUUUUCAAGCCAUAUAUAGUUUGCUUCAGUGCACGCCUGAUCUGUCUUCGCUAGACUGCAAUAACUGCUUAACUGGAGCUAUCACAGAUAUCCCAACUUAUUGUAAUGGCAGGAGAGGAUGCAGAGUUAUAAGACCCAGUUGUAAUGUUAGAUUUGAAAACUACCUCUUCUACAAAGUAGACCCUCAGCCACCGCCACCACCUCCUCCGCCCACCAAUCAUACUUCACAACAAGAAAGUAGCAACACAAUACGAAUUGUCAUUGCCGUAACUGUGCCCACUGUUACUGUUGUGGUUGUUGUUAUCCUCAUUGGUCUCUGCCGAUAUUUAAGGAGGCGGAAGACAAGGAAAAGUCUUGUAGUUAAAGAAGAAGAAGAAGAAAUUAAAAUUGCUGAGUCAUUACAAUUCAAACUGGACACAAUACGAGUUGCUACAGGGGACUUCUCUGAUUCAAAUAAACUUGGACAAGGUGGAUUUGGAGCUGUUUAUUGGGGUAAGCUCUCUAAUGAACAGAUGAUUGCUGUAAAACGGUUGUCAAGUGAUUCUGGGCAAGGAGAUACGGAAUUUAAGAAUGAAGUGCUUCUACUGGCCAAGCUGCAGCACCGAAAUUUAGUUAGACUACUUGGUUUCUGCUUGGAAGGAAGAGAAAGGCUACUUGUCUACGAAUUUGUUCCCAAUAAAAGUCUUGAUUAUUUCAUAUUUGAUCCAACCAUGAAAUCACAACUGGAUUGGGAAAUGCGCUAUAAAAUCAUUAGAGGUAUUGCUCGGGGUCUUAUUUACCUUCAUGAAGAUUCUCGACUUCGUAUUAUACAUCGUGAUCUUAAAGCAAGUAAUAUUCUCUUAGACGAAGAGAUGAAUCCUAAGAUAGCAGAUUUUGGUAUGGCAAGACUGGUUUUAGUGGAUCAAACUCAAGUAAAUACAAGGAGAAUUGUUGGAACUUAUGGAUAUAUGGCACCAGAAUAUGCGAUGCAUGGACAAUUUUCAGUGAAAUCCGAUGUUUUCAGUUUUGGUGUAUUGAUUCUUGAGAUUGUAAGCGGUCAUAAGAACAGUGGUAUUCGUAAUCAGGAGAGUUUUGAGGAUCUGCUAAGCUUCGCAUGGAAAAAUUGGAAGGAGGGGACAGCUUUAAAUAUUGUAGAUCCAUCAUUAAACAACAAUUCCCGAAAUGAAAUGAUGAGAAGCAUUCAUAUUGGUUUACUCUGUGUUCAAGAAAAUUCAUCUGACAGACCAACCAUGGCUACUAUUAUGCUCAUGCUUAAUAGCUAUUCUCUCAGCCUCCCAAUUCCUACCGAACCUGCAUUUUAUAUAAACAGUAGAACUAGAAGCCUUCCAAGCAUGCAGUCAUGGGAGUAUAAUUCAAGAGAAACAGGAUCAAGUGAACCGAUUCUUAAAUCAACUCAAGAAUCACUAAAUGAAGCUUCAAUUACUGAGCUAUACCCUCGCUAGAUUUUGGUCAUGAAGGUGAGAUUCAUUCAUCAUCAUCAUUGCUUUCAGUCUUAAACCAAAAUAAAACGUCUUGGAAGUCAUGUAUUUUGUUCUUGCAAUGUCUUGUUUAAAUAAAUUAUGCAUCGUUUUUGUUUAAACUGAGACUGAAACCUGUGAUAUGACCUUCAUUAGUUUGUUUUGAAGUGUAUUUUAUCAUUGUUAUGGCUAUUCUAUUAGUUGUUGUAUUUAUA